AUGUUUCGCUGUGACGAUGACGCAUCCAUCAGCAGUGCGAAGGACAUGAUUCCCAUCGGUCUCCCACAACCUCCCCUGGUUGUCGAGAAACCUCAGAAACCUGGGCCUACUUCAGCUUCCGUCUCCGACUGGGCCUGCUUCAUCGCCGAGCUGGGCAUGGCCGGCUCCCCAAAGUUCAUAUUCCAACGCCCAGAACCCGAUAUCUGCGUUGAAGUGGCUCCUUGGCACCGGCUCAAGAUCUACAGAAACGCGCUAUGUCCAAACGGCACGGAAGCCAAGCUUGCGAGGUGGCUGGACAGCGGCUGCGCUGGAGAGCCGAUGACAGUGUCAUCACUGGACGAAGACUAUGAUGGUAAAAAUGGCGAGUCAAAGUGCAUUGAGAUGGGGGACGAUUAUAAAACUCGCUAUGCCUUCUGGUGCACUGGCGAUGUAAAGAGCGGGACGGUCGACCAGAGCUUGUUCCCGGACGACGAUGGAGAACAGAUCCAUCUGCACUACUCCUUUGGGGAUCCUUAUCAAGACGCAUCUAUCGAGUCAAACGCACCAACGAACCGAGCCUGGAUGGAUGUUUUACUCACGGCACUCCUCUUAUGUUGUUUAUUCUAG
Molecule: messenger RNA, 606 nt
Organism: Ilyonectria robusta
Lineage: Eukaryota; Fungi; Ascomycota; Sordariomycetes; Hypocreales; Nectriaceae
Exons: 1
Coding region: 1-606 (201 amino acids)
Source: RefSeq, a predicted model, not a curated record